Messenger RNA from Malassezia vespertilionis, 5280 nucleotides. It is a transcript of the gene MSH6, whose product is annotated as DNA mismatch repair protein msh6. The record is from RefSeq and is a predicted model, not a curated record. The transcript has 2 exons. Gene Ontology annotation, molecular function: ATP binding; protein kinase activity; mismatched DNA binding. Gene Ontology annotation, cellular component: nucleus; MutSalpha complex. Lineage: Eukaryota; Fungi; Basidiomycota; Malasseziomycetes; Malasseziales; Malasseziaceae. Bases 1 to 5280 code for a protein of 1759 amino acids. Gene Ontology annotation, biological process: protein phosphorylation; mismatch repair.
AUGGCGCCUGGUAGUGCAGUGAAGCAAUCCUCGCUCCUGGGCUUCUUUUCAAAGAGCCCAGCGCAGAAGCACGCGCCGCACGUCGCGACGCCGCCGCCGAGCUCACAGCCGACGCAAGCCUCCCCGUCGCCUUCGCCACACGCCCGGGAUGCAACGCCCACGUCGCUGACGCCGCCGCCGUCAAGCGAUGCGCCGGACGAGCCUGUGACAGAUGGAAGACGUCGUGCCGCGUCGCGCCGUGUCAGCUAUUACGAGGAGCGAUCCGAGGAUAGCAAGUCUUCCGACGACGAGCACGCGGAAAAAGACGCGUUUGUCGCGUCCGACGCCUCUUCGAGCGACGAGGACGCUGUGAGUGCCGUGGCCUCGGAGGACGAUGCAACGUCCGAGCCCGAGCCGGCGACGCCGCCGCCGCGCGCCGCAAAGCGCAAGGAGCUCUUGGCGCCGCCCACGCUGCCGCGCUCGCAAAGCCACUUGACCAAAGCCGAGCUGCGUGCGCAGGGAGAAAAGCGGCGUAGAAUCGAGAACGAAGAGGCGUACAGUUUCUUGCUCGAUGUCCGCGACAAGGAAGGCCAUCGUCCUGGCGAGCUUGACUAUGACAAGCGCACACUCUAUAUCCCCCCUGCCGUCUGGCAGACCUUUACGCCAUUUGAAAAGCAGUUUUGGGAGCUGAAGCAGCACCACUUUGACACGGUGCUCUUUUUCCAAAAAGGCAAGUUUUACGAGUUGUACGAGGACGAUGCGAUGAUUGGGCACCGCGAGCUCGAUCUCAAGCUUACGGACCGCGUGAAAAUGAAGAUGGUCGGCGUCCCGGAAGCGUCGUUCGACAUGUUUGCCACCAAGCUCCUUGCCCUUGGCUACAAAGUGGGCCGUGUCGACCAGAUGGAGACUGCCGUCGCUAAGGGCAUGCGUGUCGGCGAGAAAUCGCGCGGGGGCGGCUCGGAAAUUGUCCGGCGCGAGCUGCGCCACGUCGUGACGGGUGGCACGAUUGUCGACGGCGCGGCGCUGGACGAUCUAAGCAGCUACUGUGUAUGCAUUAAAGAGCACAGGCACUCGCAGGACGCGCCGCCCACGUUUGGCAUCGCGACGCUCGACGCUGCCACCGCCGAGUUCCGCUUGGUAUCGUUUGAGGACGACAUGGUGCUCACCCAGCUCGAAACACUGCUCCGCUCGCUGCGCAUCCGCGAAGUGCUGCACGAAAAGGGCAUCAUCUCCCCUGCAACACUGCGUCUGAUCCGCAACUUGAUACCUUCGACGUGCCAGAUCACCAUGCUGCGGCCCCACACCGAGUUUCUGGACGCCGACGCUGCGCAGCUGCGCCUCCAGACGCUCUUUCACGCCGACACGCCGGAAUCGCUGCCCGCCGCGCUGCAGCCGCUGCUUGGCGAGCGUUUGUCCAUGUCCGCGCUGGGCGGCAUGCUCUGGUACCUCGAGCAGCUCAAUCUCGACGUGGAUCUCUGCGCCAGCGCCAACUUUGCACGCCUUGCACCGCCCGGCAAGAAUGGUGUGCUGGUGCUCGAUGCAAAGUCGCUCAUGCACCUCAACGUCCUGCACAACGACGAGGGCACCGACACUGGCACGCUGCACCGCCUCCUGAACCGGUGCAUUACGCCGUAUGGCCGCCGGCUCUUUACUCUCUGGCUCGCCGCGCCGCUCACCGACAUUGACGCGAUCAAUGCACGACUUGACGCCGUAGACGAUGCUUUGCGUGUGCCGCAGUUUGAGGAGGCGUUUGCCGCGCUUGUGCGCGGCAUGCCCGACUUGGCGCGCUUGCAGACGCGCAUCGUGGCGGGCAAGUCGCGUCCGCGCGACUUUUUGAGCGUGCUGCAUGCCUACGCCAAAUUUUCUCCCGCCCGAGCCCAGCUCCUGGAGAUUGCCAGCGAGUUUUCGAAAGGCAUUCGCGCGCGCUUGGAGGAGAUGCCGGACGUGUCGGCGCUGGCCGCAGCACUCCGCGCAAACUUCCACGCAAAAGACGACGGGUCCUUUACGCCGCGCCCCUCCAAGUUUCCCGCAUUUGACGUUGCCGAAGAAGGCGUGCGCGAAGCAGAAGCCGCGCUUGAAAAAGAACGCGCGGCGUGCGUGGAGGCGCUCAGCAUCCCGUCGAGCCACGUCGCAUGGAAACACAUUGGCACCAACGAGAUUUACCAAAUCGAAGUGCCCGCCAAGACGCGCGUUCCUGCCGACUGGAUCGUGAUGAGCCAAACCAAGGCGAACAAGCGCUACUAUACGCCUCACGGCCGCGACCUUGUCCGUCACCUCAAAGAGGCGCGCGAACGCCGCUUGGCAGCGGUGCGUGCAUUCCAGGAUGAUAUCUACGUGCUCUACCGUGCAGACUACCCCAUGUUUGCGCGCGCUGUGCACCUGGUCGCUGAGAUCGACUGCCUCUUGAGCCUCGCCAAGAGUGCAGCCGCACUUGGACCGGCGGUGCGUCCCACGCUUCUGGACAAAGACACCGCUGCGUUUUGCUUCACCGCGCUGCGCCACCCAUGCAUACGCCCCAGCAUCGUGAGCGGCAGUGCGACGUUUAUCCCGAACGAUAUCGCGCUCGGUGGCGACAAGGAGGAAGUGAUGAUCCUCACAGGGGGAAAUAUGGCGGGAAAAAGCACCACGGCGCGCACCGCCGCCACUGCAGUGAUCCUCGCGCAGAUCGGGUGCUACGUGCCUGCAGAGCACGCCAGCCUCGUGCCGGUCGACCGUAUCGCGUCGCGCAUGGGCGCCAACGACCAGCUCUUUUGCAACAACAGCACAUUUAUGGUGGAAAUGCUGGAAGCCGCCAAGAUUAUGCGCGAGGCCACGCCGAAAUCUCUCGUGAUCAUCGACGAGCUGGGCCGUGGUACAUCGACGUUCGACGGGCAGGCAAUUGCGUAUGCUGUGCUGCACCAUAUCAUCGCGCGCACGCGCUGUCUUUGCUUCUUUAUGACGCACUACUCCAGCAUGGCCGCCACGUUGGAUGCCUAUCCACGCGUCUCGAACAAGCACAUGCAAGUGCUGGUCGACGAUGCGGCGCGCGAUGUCGUGUUUACCUACCAGUUAGUCGAGGGGAUCGCAGCGUCGUCGUAUGGCACACAAGUCGCGCGCAUUGCCGGCGUCCCAAGCGAGAUUUGCACCAAAGCCGCGCGCAUCUCGCAAGAUUUCUUCCACACUGCCGCGCAGGCACACGCACGCCGCGCGCACAGCCGCAUCCCCCUCGAAAGGCUCACCGAUUUUGCCUUCCUCGUCCGCCUCCAUGCGCAAUCCGCGCCCCCAGAAAUCCUCGCCGCGCAGCUGCGCAUCCUCUUCGCAGCUGCACGGACCUGUGUAGGAAAAGUCCCACGUGUAGGGGAGGAGGACGAACGGGCACAUCCAGCCCCGCCCUUGUCCGUACACGUACACACACACGAGCCUGCACGGCCGGACGUGCCCAUUGUGGACGUAUCCUCGCCGAAUGCAGAGAUAGAAAGGAAGCAUGGCACGUAUGAUUGGGAGUGUGCGGCGUGGUCUACGCACCCCCAGGACCCAGCGCGACAUGGAGCGCAUGCCGCAGAGGCGCCGUUGUCGGAGAGCGUUGCGCUCGAGCAUUCCGACUCGGUGCGCAGCCAGCGGAAUUGGAACGAGUUCAACGGGUUCGCCGUAUCGCCGCUUCCCAGCCCUUUGAUGCACCUGUCCGACGUUGAAGACGACAAAAAAUACGACAGCGCGCAGCACAAACACACGAAAACAAAUGCUUUUUUUUCACACGUAUCCGCGCCUACACCGACUCCGCCGCAGAACAAGGGCGUCUCGCGCAGUGCCAGCAGUCGCACGCCAGCGUCUGCAGUGGAUACAGUCCGCCAGCGCCACCGCGCGCUGAGUUCGCCGCAUCAACCGAGCAUCGAAACAUGCUCCGCACGCAACUGGCAGUCUGUGUUUGGGCUGCUUCCGCCCGAGCCCAAAAUCAGCCUGCCAACGACACGCCAUGUGCAUGGGCCGUCUAUAAAUGUCACCAACGACAGCAUCCUGCCGUUGCAUCAGAAUCAAAUGGGCGACGACGCUUUGCCGCUGCACCUCGACGAAAAGAACGAUGUGUUUGGCGACAAGCUGCUUCGCGCCGUCGACCAGCCCACCGAGGACGAACAAGAGGGGCGCGUCGGUCCAUACUCUGUACUGCAUCGACUCGGUACCGGCGCAUUCAGUAAGGUGCUGCUCGCCAAAGGGAAUGCGUCCGAACGCGUCGCGCUAAAGAUGAUUGCCUGCGAGCCGUGGAAAGUGGACAAUCGCAUGCGCGUGAGUUGGGUCCGGGAAGCAGAGGUGCUGAAACACGUUUCGCACCCCAACAUUGUACAAUUUGUCACCGCCUUCCGGACACCCGAACACUAUACCCUCGUCCUCGAUGCUGUACCUGGCGGCGAGCUUUUCGAUCUCAUUUCCACGCACGAGGCCGAUAUCGUGCAGCGCGAAUGGCUUGUGCGCCGCAUCUUUGGCGAGUUGACCGGUGCCGUGGGAUGGAUGCACCAGAACAAUUUGGUCCACCGCGACAUCAAGCUGGAAAACAUCAUGAUGACCAAGCGACUCUUCUCCGCUGGCAAUCUGCCGCUGGUCCCAGCGGCGUUGGGACCAGUGCCACUGAUAAAGGUGACAGACUUUGGCCUUGCACGCUUUGUCGGCCCUGAUCAACUGCUGGAGACCAGGUGCGGGAGCGAGGAAUAUGCCGCGCCGGAACUCAUUAUCGGAAAAAAGUACGAUGGGAGAAAGACGGACGUUUGGGCAUUGGGCGUUGUGCUGUAUGCACUUCUCACCGGCGGCUUGCCGUUCCUGGAAGACACCGUGAUUAACACUGUGGAUACGGCGCAAGAGGCGCCCAACAGAGAACAACAACACUGCGCAUCUAAGGUGCACGCAGAGCGCGAUGAGAAAGAUCGUAAAGCACAUUUGCUCCGCAUUGCCAAGGGCGAUUUGCGCUGGCCGCUGCCUAUGAACGACGCAUGCGAAAGCGGCCCAGGGGCGUACGGCCCGAAACUUCGGCUCAUCACGCCGCCUGCACGCUGCGUUGUUUCGCGCUUUCUCCGCAGAGAUCAGGCGAAACGCGCGCAGUGCUAUGAGUUAUGGAAAGAGAACUGGUUCCUAUACGGGAGCUUCGGCGCGGAAACGGCACCUAUUUCGCUCGACGACUCGACCAUGUUGUGCGUUGCAGAAGAAGAAAGUGCACAGAAGGAGAGAGUGCCGCUUCCUUACGAUCCCCAAAGCCAGGAGGGCAAAGCGUGGAUGCAGAAGUGCACAUCCACCCGCAGCGAAGCGGUGCCGCAGGCAGCAAAUCGCGACGUGUAG